CCGGGAUAGAAUCACCUUGUCUUUGCAUUGAAACGAAAAAUGGCGGGCCUGCCUGAUGAAUUUUCUUCAAACUCGCCGUUAUCUUUCGAUUUUACUGACGGUCUACUCGACGAUGAUGUUGCCCAAAAAAUGAGAAUUCCACAAAAAAUUACCGUAGCUGGGGACGAAGAGGAAUAUCCGGCUAGUGCAGCGACAGGUACCUCGGGGGCAGCUAUGACAUCGUCGAUGAUGGCCAUUCCAGAACGAAUCGAAAUCGGCAAUGUUGCUUCUCCAACGAGUGAAAUUCCCAAGGAUUUAAGAGAUAAUUUGGGGAGUGUGAAUUCUAAGAGUAGUAUGGUAACUCCACCACGAACUCUUACUGUUGGUGACACAAAAUCGGCACAUUAUCCUCAAAGGAUCGCGACAGCACAACCUUCCCCAAUUCGUGGAACAGGUGAGAGAGGGGCUUUUGCGGCUAAAUUCGUCGAAGAUGAAAGGUAAGCCUGUCGUUAAGCGUAAUUAAAGAAUAUUUUUUUACUUUAGUGAUUUCUUUCUUUCUUUUCUUGUGCAUCGUAGCCUUUGUGUUUUAGUACUCAAAUUAUAUUAUUAAAUUUUAGAAUACACAAUUUUGAUAUUUGUGCUAUGUGAAAAUAAUAACUUCAGAAUAUCCGGCCUCUACGUUCUAACAUCUUUAAGUGUUGGUCUUGCAGUCUUGCAGUCGUGAACAUUUACAUUAAAAAAAUGAAUUGACGUAGUCCAACUGUAUGUGUAUCAACUGAUUCUUCGUUGUGUAGGCUUUGAGAGGCUUUCACGUAAACUUAUGUCAAAUUGUUUAAUAAUUUGUUUGGUAGGAAGUGACGUAAAUUUUCAUAUUUCUUGACUAAAGAAAUUUAGGAUUGACCGUGGAAGUAGUCAUCCCACUUACCUUUUUAAAUCAACCAAUUUUUACAGGUUCAUCAACUACAACCCUUUAGGGUUGCAUUUAUCAUAAAUUUAAUUUGGAUCAUUAUCAUUUCUGGGAAACUGCCCACCUCCCCCUCCCCUAAGCCAACAUUAACAUUUACUUCUCACUUUGGAGAAAAUGUAGGCUUAGGGGAGAGGUAGUUGGGCAGUUUCCCCGAAACGUAUAAUGAUCGAUCCCUCCUUAAUUUUUCUGAUUUGAUAGCAUGCCAUUCAACAAUAUUAUUCAAAACUGUUCUUAUAUUUUAGUAUUGCUGUUGGUCUUGAAGUUAUUGAAGAAGGUACGCCACUUGAUAGUGACGGUGAAGUUGGUCAUUACAUGGGCAACGACCUGUCAGACACCAGGAAGUGCUUGAUUCAGGUGCAACAGUUAAACCGCAGAGUGCGAGAUCUUGAGAGAGACUUGCAGAGAAAUACAGUUGGAUUCUGGUCCAAACUCGCUUUCUUUGCUUUUACAAUCAUCAACCCUAUUAUACUCCACUGGCUUUUGUGGAAAAGAAGAUAAACAGUGCUUGAUAAUAAAGUUGCUGGUCACGUAAACAAACAAUAAGAAAGAGAAAAAACUGUUGUAAAUAUAUUUGAGCACUCGGUAACGAUAGGAGAUUCUUUGGUUUUGCUUGGGUAUCACUAGGCUGAGAAACUGCAGCAAGAUGCUGAUAUGAUACUUCUAUGACUUUUAUACUGGUUCUUUUAUUGAAGUGGUGCCUGGUAUUUCAAAAAUGACUUCUGAUUAUGCUAAUUCCCCUUCAAAUUGCCUUUCUUUCAGUAUGAAAACAGUCUAGAGGAAACCUAGUUAGACCGGAUAACCGAUAGGUUAAGGUAGAUGGGCAUAGCUCCGCCUCACAUGGCAGGUCAUUUAGUAAGAAGUCCUGUUUUAUAAUCCCCUAGGGAAAUGGAGCGUGAUUUCAAUAAUAGUAAGGCCAUGUCCAAGUGGAAUGUCCUUCUCUUUGUCAAAAAUUUGAACUAAAUGGUAUAUUUGGCUAUAAGGUUAAAAAGCUUUAAAGCCCUU
Porites lobata is the source of this 1948-nucleotide messenger RNA. The record is from the annotation of a GenBank genome assembly. NCBI's taxonomy places the organism in Eukaryota, Metazoa, Cnidaria, Anthozoa, Scleractinia, Poritidae.